Messenger RNA from Hevea brasiliensis (rubber tree), 1215 nucleotides. RefSeq names its product reticulon-like protein B5. Bases 181 to 939 code for a protein of 252 amino acids. NCBI's taxonomy places the organism in Eukaryota, Viridiplantae, Streptophyta, Magnoliopsida, Malpighiales, Euphorbiaceae. The transcript is spliced from 5 exons. The record is from RefSeq and is a predicted model, not a curated record.
AUAGCCGAACCUCAGGCUCGGAACCUUCUUUUUACGGUCUAUGGUACAGUGGCCACCACGCUAACCUACAUUUUCAGUCGCUUGUUACUCGCUCCAUGUAUCACGGCCACCGAAUUUAUAUAGGAAAUUUCAUUUCGGCGAAAUUAGAAAUUUAAAUAGGAUUUGGUUGAUCGCGAUAGCAUGGCGGAGCAUUCUGAAAGUCCGAUUGAGUCCGUGAUGGAGAAGAUAAGCGAGAAGAUUCACGCUCAUGAUUCGUCAUCUUCUGAUUCCGAUUCUGAUUCAGAGAAGAAACCGGACUCGCCUUCGUCGGUGAAGGCGAAGAUUUUUCGUUUGUUUGGGAGGGAGAAACCUGUACACAAGGUUUUUGGUGGAGGAAAGCCUGCUGAUGUGUUGUUGUGGAGAAAUAAGAAGAUCUCAGCUAGUGUGCUUGGAGUUGCCACUGCUAUUUGGGUUCUUUUUGAGUUGAUUGAAUACCAUCUUCUUUCUUUAGUGUGCCAUGUUUUGAUCCUCUCCCUUGCAAUCUUGUUUCUGUGGUCCAAUGCUCAUACAUUUAUCAAUAAGACCCCACCUCGCAUCCCACAAGUUCAUCUUCCAGAAGAGCCAUUCCUGCAGAUUGCUUCAGCACUGACAUUCGAAAUCAACCGAGGUUUUGCAGUCUUACGUGAUACUGCAUCUGGAAAAGAUUUAAAGAAGUUUCUCAUUGUUAUAGCUGCCUUGUGGGUCUUGUCAAUUGUGGGGAGUUGGUGCAAUUUCUUGACCUUGUUCUAUACAUCAUUUGUUUUACUGCACUCGGUGCCAGUUCUAUACGAGAAGUAUGAGGACAAGGUUGAUCCAUUUGCAGAGAAGGUAAUGAUUGAGAUAAAAAAGCAAUAUGCAGUGUUUGAUGCCAAGGUUUUGAGCAAGAUCCCAGUUGGUGCUUUGAAAGCCAAGAGGGUUUAGAGAGGUUGUUUGUUCUGUUUUGUGCAGAUGUUUUUUAAUCAUGGUUUUGUUGGUUGUGAUUGCUCUUCAUAUUUUGGUAGAGCGCUUCCUUUUUGUAGCCCCAUCAACUGUUUACAAAUGUUUCUGGUUGCAGUUUUGAAUGACUGGUAUUUCAUGGGGUUACUUUCAAGUUGGAGGCUUAUUAGUUAUUUGAAAACUUUAUGAUCUGUCUGCAAGCACGAUUUUUGAUGUUUCCAAUUGUUAACUUUCAAGUUGGAUGUCUUUUGGUUCCUUGUA